AUGGUCAGGUUGGAGUUUGCUCAUUAUGACUACAAAUCACGUGGAACCAUAUCACCCAAGGAUUUUGCUUUAUCCAUGGUUGCUUCUGCUGACAUGAGGCACUUGAACAAGUUGCUAGAUCGAGUUGAUGAAUUAAACAACGAUUCAAAUCUUAGUAAUGUACGUGUUACAUUUGAAGAAUUCAAGAAUUUUGCAGAGCUGCGAAAACAAUUGCAGCCAUUUUCUUUGGCCCUUUUCAGUUAUGGAAAAGCAAAUGGUUUGUUGACAAAGAAGGAUUUUCAACGAGCUGCUUCCCAAGUAUGUGGCGUCGCUCUCACUGACAAUGUUGUUGAGAUCAUUUUCCAUGUUUUUGAUGCAAACCGUGAUGGAAGUUUAAGCUCAGACGAAUUUGUAAGAGUUUUACAAAAGCGGGAAAGGGACAUUGCUCAACCUACAGAAGCGGGCAUCAUGGACUUUUUAUCUUGCUGUUGGAAUUGUACAAAUAACCGCUCCAUUGCACGGUUUCUUUCCUAACCAAUUUUGGUACGUGGCCUGAAUUUUGUCAUGUUGUAAAUUAGGAUAGUCGACUUCUCUCAUCCAGUGGGCGGGUAGUUGAAGAAAGUGCUGACAGAUAAAUCCAAUAGUACGAGGUGGAGGUAUCAACAAGCAUCGCGUCUUUGUUUGAUUGUCUGCUAACUUGUGCUUGUCAGGAUAUCAUUCUAUACCUUAGUGUAGACCAUCUCGCCUUUUCUCCACUGCUAAUGUAGGUGGCACAGAUCUUCCUAAACAAGUUCCUUGAAAUAGAGAAUUGUAGAGUUGAUUUACACAAUAUAUUAGUAAUGAGGGUCUUGUACACAGUGAACAAUCUAAUUGUGUGAGUAUUCUAUGCCCGACCCUUAAUUUGACGAUGAUAUCCUUAUAUUUACCUUGUAAGUUCUUAAAUGAUUUAUUUUUCUGUUUUUUACUUUCACUAGUGAACUGAGUUCUAAUCAAUAAAUUGAUUUUAUUUUUUA
Camellia sinensis is the source of this 992-nucleotide messenger RNA. The record is from RefSeq and is a predicted model, not a curated record. NCBI's taxonomy places the organism in Eukaryota, Viridiplantae, Streptophyta, Magnoliopsida, Ericales, Theaceae.